Coregonus clupeaformis (lake whitefish) is the source of this 2523-nucleotide messenger RNA. Its product is annotated as protein RCC2 homolog. Bases 245 to 1735 code for a protein of 496 amino acids. The record is from RefSeq and is a predicted model, not a curated record. Lineage: Eukaryota; Metazoa; Chordata; Actinopteri; Salmoniformes; Salmonidae. The transcript is spliced from 11 exons.
UACCCACGUGGUUUCAUCGAGCCGGAGACUGUAGAUUCUUUUGUUCAAAACAUCCUUGAAAAAACGAGGAAGACAGACAGACACGAGAGAAUCAGGAAAUCCCUCUGCCGACGUGUUAAUUAGUCACCGAAUUAGAAGGAACAUAAUCUGAAACCAAGAGGUUCAGCAACUUUUAGUUGGGGAAAGAGAAAGUUUUUCAUCGGUGGAUUAGCUAGCUAACGUUACCCAAGAUAUUUUUACAAACAUGCCACGCAAGAAGGUAACAGAAGUCUCAGGGAAUGGUGGGAUCAAGAGGAAGAGGGCAGGAGGCAAAAAGAAGGAAAGGGAGUUCAGCAGUGAUGAUGAGUUUGAUGAUUAUGAAGAGCAGGAGAACACAAAGAAACCUGGCAAGCCUGCUACAAAGUCAGGCCUUCAACCUGUCACUGUCUCUGACGAUAUCAAGGAAAAAAUUAAACUUGACUUACCUAAAAUCAAAGGUCAACUGCUCAUUUUCGGAGCCACCAACUGGGAUCUCAUCGGAAGGAAAGAGGUGCCAAAAGCACAAGCGGCCUUCAGGAACCUAGGCCAGAACCUGUGGGGUCCUCACCGCUAUGGCAGCAUGAGUGACGUGCAGGUCAGCAGUGUGGUGUCUGGGCCCUGUGCUGCCCACAGCCUCCUCAUCACCACCGAGGGCAAGCUCUGGAGCUGGGGUCGAAAUGAAAAGGGUCAGCUGGGUCACGGGGACACAAAGCGCCUAGAGGCCCCAAAGUUGAUUGAGGCCCUCGCAGACGAAGUGGUGGUGGCUGCAGCCUGUGGACGCAACCACACCCUGGCAUUGACAGAGGGUGGCACCGCCUACUCGUUUGGAGAGAACAAACUGGGCCAGCUGGGCCAGGGUAACCAAACUGAUGCAGUCCUCAGUCCAGCCCCGAUCCAGUACGAUGGGCAGCCCUUGGUCAAGGUGGCGUGUGGGGCAGAGUUCAGUAUGGUGGUGGACUGCAAAGGGAACCUCUACUCGUUCGGCUGCCCAGAGUAUGGCCAGCUAGGACACAACUCUGACGGCAAGUUCAUUGCCCGCGCCCAGCGCAUCGAGUUUGACUGUGAGACCAUUGCACGCCGCGUGGCCAUCUUCAUCGAGAAGAGUAAGGACGGCCAGGUGACACCUGUACCUAACGUGGUGGUCCGCGACGUCGCCUGCGGAGGCAAUCACACGCUGAUAUUGGACUCCCAGAAGCGGGUGUUUUCCUGGGGCUUUGGUGGUUAUGGACGGCUGGGUCACACGGAGCCGAAGGACGAGAUGGUGCCCAGACUGGUGAAGCUCUUUGACUUCCCCGGGCGCGGGGCAUCCCAAAUCUACACUGGCUAUCAGUGCUCCUUCGCUGUAAAUGAGAUGGGAGGGCUGUUUUUCUGGGGUGUCACCAAUACUUCGCGGGAGUCUACCAUGUACCCCAAGGCAGUGCAGGACCUGUGUGGCUGGAAGGUCCGCAGUCUGGCAUGCGGGAAAAGCAGUAUCGUUAUCGCUGCAGACGACAGCACCAUCAGCUGGGGACCCUCCCCUACCUUUGGCGAGCUGGGAUACGGAGACAACAAGGCCAAGUCCUCCACUACUGCUCAGGAGGUGAAGACCCUGGAUGGAGUUUACGCUGAACAGGUGAUGAUGGGAUACGCACACUCCCUGGUCAUCGCCAGACAGGAUACUCCACAGGAACAAGAGAAGCUCAAGAAGCUGCCAGAGUACAACCCACGCACGCUCUGAUGGGGCACCAUCCAGCCACCUUACUGUUUGUUUUUCCCAGAGACAACAGAUUCUCUCCAGAAGCACCUGCCCUUUAGGUCAUGAUGGAUGGCUGGGGAGGAUGGGCUCUCAUGAAUAUGUAUGCAUACACUUUGAAAAACAUUCAGGUCUAGUUCAUAGUUUCGGAGGUUAAAUGAGAAAAUGCGGCGCAACAACUAAGACUGAAACAAAUCCACUCUGGACAGAAUUCAUCCUACUCUCACAAUGCUUGUCAGACAUCUACAGCUGGAGAGAGGAACUCUACCACUCAUCUCUCCAAGCACAUUAUUCCUCUCUGCGUUCUACUCCAACUCCAAUCCCCAUGCAACUCCACUGAAGCGUUCACUAUAUUUUCAUGAAGUAUUUUUAUUCUUCUGUUGAACUGAUCAAUGUCCUCUCCCUCACUACAACAGGUGCUACAUCAGUCCUCUUUGGGCAGAUUAAUUUCCAAGCGAGGGAUCACUUCAAGACCAACACUCCAUAUCUGUGCCUUUUGAAACUGUAUUUUGGGGGUAUGGAGUAAAUGUGCUUUUUUUUGUUUCUUCCCAAAGACCAAUUGCUGAAUUUAGUUUAAUUUGUUCAUGGAGUCCAUGGAAGUAUUACUGUUUGUCAGGUUGAUCUGUGUGCGUUGUCAGAACACAAUCAGGAUCUGAGACAUUGUGCCAAGUUGAUGCUCUCCGACCAUUGACUUCUGUUAUAUUCCUUGGUUUGUCUCUACACUUGUAUGAUUAAAUGUUGGUGUUGAGGAUGCGCAACUGUCCCUCAAAGGC